Messenger RNA from Fraxinus pennsylvanica, 1974 nucleotides. NCBI's taxonomy places the organism in Eukaryota, Viridiplantae, Streptophyta, Magnoliopsida, Lamiales, Oleaceae. The record is from the annotation of a GenBank genome assembly.
AUGGCCAAAGUUCCUGCAUUCUUGAUUGCUAUUCUAGUGUUGUAUUGCUGGGAGGCUAUAGCAAAUGCAGAAUACACAAUCUAUAAAGAUCCUAACCGGCCAUUGAAUCGCAGAAUCAAGGACCUGAUGAGCAGGAUGAGCUUAGAAGAAAAAAUAGGCCAAAUGACUCAAAUCGAACGGUCCGUGGCAUCAGCUGAGGUCAUGAAGAAAUACUAUAUAGGCAGUGUGUUGAGUGGUGGAGGUAGCGUUCCAGCUCAACGAGCCUCUCCUGAGAUGUGGGUCGACAUGGUGAAUGAAUUCCAGAAGGGUUCUUUAUCGACCCGCCUUGGAAUACCAAUGAUAUAUGGGAUUGAUGCAAUUCAUGGACACAACAAUGCCUAUAAUGCUACAAUUUUUCCCCACAAUAUUGGCCUUGGAGCUACAAGGGAUCCCCAACUAGUGAAGAAGAUUGGAGCUGCAACUGCUCUUGAAAUCAGAGCAACAGGCAUUCCUUAUACUUUUGCACCUUGCAUUGCAGUAUGUAGAGAUCCAAGAUGGGGCCGUUGCUACGAAAGUUAUAGUGAAGAUCCAAAGGUAGUUCAAGCAAUGACUGAGAUGGUACCAGGGUUACAAGGAGAUAUACCUGCUAAUUUUCAAAAAGGCGUUCCUUACGUUGAUGGAAAAGAAAAGGUUGCAGCAUGUGCAAAGCACUACGUGGGUGAUGGUGGUACAACCAACGGCAUCAAUGCGAACAACACAUUGACAAGCAGACACGAACUACUUAGUAUCCAUAUGCCACCCUACUACAAUUCCAUCAUUAAGGGCGUGUCAACCGUCAUGGUCUCAUACUCGAGCUGGAAUGGAGUCAAAAUGCAUGCUAAUCGUGAUCUUGUCACUGGUUUUCUUAAGAAGACACUACGUUUCAGAGGAUUUGUUAUAUCUGAUAUGGAGGGCAUUGACACAAUGACUUCACCACCUCAUGCAAACUAUACCUAUUCAAUUCUAGCCGGAGUUGGUGCUGGAAUCGACAUGAUAAUGGUUCCAUUCAAUUACACAGAAUUCAUUGAUGGUCUAACCAUGUUGGUGAAAAAUAAUAUCAUACCCAUGACCAGAAUUGAUGAUGCAGUGAAGAGGAUUUUAAGAGUCAAAUUCAUUAUGGGUCUAUUUGAGAACCCAUUGGCUGAUUAUAGCAUGGCUAAGUACCUAGGAUGUCAGGAGCAUAGAGAAUUAGCAAGAGAAGCAGUGAGAAAAUCACUUGUUUUGCUAAAAAAUGGUGAAUUGGCCGAUGAGGAGUUGAUACCACUUCCGAGAAAGGCGUCGAAGAUACUUGUGGCGGGAACUCACGCGGACAAUAUUGGUAAUCAAUGUGGCGGGUGGACGAUUCAAUGGCAAGGACAAAGCGGUAACAUUACACACGGUACAACAAUCCUUACUGCCGUAAAGAAUACUGUCGACCCUAAAACAAAAGUCGUGUUCAGUGAAAAUCCAGAUACUGGAUAUGUUAAGUCCAACAACUUCUCGUACGCCAUUGUCGUGGUGGGUGAACCACCGUAUGCAGAGACAAACGGCGAUAACUUAAACUUGACAAUUCCUGAUCCAGGCCCGAGUAUCAUUACAAAUGUGUGUGGCUCAGUGAAGUGUGUCGUCGUUCUUAUAACAGGCCGUCCAGUCGUCAUUCAACCAUACCUUGCUCAAAUUGAUGCUCUGGUAGCUGCUUGGCUUCCAGGAACUGAAGGUCAAGGUGUUGCUGAUGUUUUAUUUGGCGACUAUGGUUUUACAGGAAAGCUUCCACAUACAUGGUUCGAGGAUGUUGAUCAGCUUCCAAUUAAUACUUCAUGUACAUUUCGUGAAGGACUGAAGGUUAUUGUGGAUGGAAGUGCAAGAGGUCAACCAGGCCAAGCAGAUGCAGGAGCUGAGCUAUGGGCGAUUUAUCAUGGUCUCCACUUUGCUGCGAGCAGGAUUACAGAUUGGUUGAGUUGGGGUCGGAUUCUCUAG